AUGCCGGGAUUUGCAUAAUGAACGAAGAAAGGUUGAUGCGCUCCCGUGUGUUUGAUAACCUGGCAGGGAAUUUCUAAUUGCCAAACAUGAAGGAAAACGAAUCAAGAGGAAUCGAUUGCCACCUUUAUUGCACAAGGAACGGAUAAUACCCGUAGAAGCUUCAGAAAUGAGUGGUGUUUACUUGGAAAAUGAAAAUUAUCAGGAAUAACCAUUAUUUCCGAGGGAUUUGAGUACCCGAACGUCAAUUAUGAUAGAUGGAGCUCUGAGCAGUGUACAAAUUCUUUUGGAGGGAGAUCUCGUGUAUAUUGAUGAGACAUUCGCUAUGUAGCAAUGUUUAAUUAUGGCUGUGAGGGAAAGCGCUGUUGGGACCGUGUCCGUACUAACAUAGAGCCGAGUUUUGGACCAGAGAAACGAAAUUUUUUAUCUUGAACAAAUCGUGCUUUGUGUUGAUAACACGAUGAAAACAGGAAAAACCGGUUUGCCGGAUAUUGGGAAAUAUCACACCUUUAUUGUCUAAAAUCCUUCACGCGUGCUGUAUGCGACAGGAUUUAUGCUCGUAGUCUCAUCAAAAUGAAGGUUGUUUUCCUGUACGAUAAACCAACGCUCGGUUCUUUUAAUUUAUGAAGCGUGUAGCGCUUGUCACGCGGCAUUUUACCUGUUCUGAAAAUGUAUGUGCCAUGCAUUAUUUGUGACACGUUAUUUUUGCUUUGUCAUGGUCUUGACAAAAGCGAAGGACAUAUUUGCAUGUGGACAAAAUAAAUCUUGGAUAAGGUAUUCAGUUUCCCUAUAAGAUACUUGUGGAAUAUUUACAUUUCGAGCAAACCUCGUCUUAUUUUGAUUGUAUUUCUACGAUACAUUUAUAACUUUAAAAAGACUUGAAUUUCCCGUCGUUAUGUUUCGCUUGAAUGACGACGAUGCGGUUGCUUUGAAAUGAAUGAAUUGAAUAGCGAUUGUAAAUUAUCUUUAGUAUCAAACGCUGACUUGAAGUUUAGCACAGCUUAGCGGUAAUUUUUUUAACCUAGUUGUGGUAGGCGCUUUAGUGUAGCCUUCCAUCCCUCCUAGUUGUAGAUUACGACUAACGCGGCCUGCCACGCUCUGUGUUAUGCCCUCGUGUGACGUACGCAAGUGUAUUAUUGUAUCACGUGAUGCCUUCCUAACACGCAUGCGCUCUUAUGCCUUGUUUCCUGUUCGUUGGUCGAGCAAAUGGCGAAAAGUAAGGGAAUUUCGUAAGCCAAAAUAAGCUGGUAAACAACUCCUUUCGCGGCAAAACGCAAUCAUUUAGCAAGUGGCAAGCAUCAUAGAAGCAUUGAAUAUAUAUAUUGUUUCGUUGGUGGAUAUCUACGUGGAGAUAUCGGGGUGGAUUUGUGUGGUGUUAGCCAGGGUUUAGAUGACUGUUAGCAAACUUACUAGAGCAUCGUGCGACCUUCCAAGGUUUUGUGGCAAGCUUGUGCUGGGGAUCCAUUUUGGUGGCAGCUGAUAUGAUGGGGGACUAUUAUGGUCUGCCCUUGAGUGACCCCAUCCUUUCUAGUACCUUCUAAAUAUUGCAUUUAUUGGCAAAUGUUCACUCAUGACAGCAGGCACGGACAGCCCAGACCCCGGAGAAUCUUCAAAUGCAGGGAGAAUGCCAAGUGUUGUACAGCCCCGUCAUCACAUACCCUACCUGGAUCACAAUUAUGGUCAACCCCCACCUAUGACCCCGCCUGACUCAUGCAGCCCCAUUCCCGAAGACGUUGACACUGGCAACGAGGAAGAGGGGGACAGCGGCAUCACUCGUUGCAUUUGCGGGUACAAUCAUGAUGAUGGAUACAUGAUCUGCUGCGACAAGUGCAGUGUCUGGCAGCAUAUUGAGUGCAUGGGUAUAAGUUCAAAAGCAGUGCCGGAUAACUACCUAUGUGAACAGUGUGACCCAAGACCUUUGAACAAGGAACUUGCUAAAGCUAUACAAUCCAGGAAACGACAAGAAAUGAGUGAUGAUGAUGAAGACGAUGAUGACAGUGAGGAGGAGGGACAGAAUACCACCUAUACUGCUGUCUCCAACACCCCAACCAGAAUAACUCUCACAGCAAAAGUCAGCCGUCAGAAGAGAAAGAGAACUGUAGGCAAGAAUAAGGUGGACAAGGAAAAGGACAAGAUGAAUAAGCGAAGAAAGCACCCCAAGCAGAGGUCACCAAACUUUUUACCUGUUGAUGAGGACACCAACAUGGCCUGGGACAACAACUAUGCUUACGAAGACUAUGAAGAGGCAGUAGAAAACAUUUAUAGUAAAGAGCUUGAAGACCUGGUGCUAAGUGUCAAGGAUGACUCCACCAAUGGUGUGUCAGUACCAGAGGGGAAUGUGCAGUUUUGUGAAGUUGUGGACGUCCAAAGGAAUAACAAGGGUCUUGUAACUACUGAAGAUUUGAACAAAAACCAGUUCCUCAUUAAAUGCAAAGGCAGAAUGAUGCUUGGUUCUAAUUUUGAAAAGGAAAAUCAAUUCUUCAAAAGGUACAGUCCUCAUGUGCUAUUUUAUGACAAGCUGGACCAUCUGUGCUUGUGUGUAGAUGCUCGUACUUUCGGAAAUGAUGCACGCUUUGUUAGGAGGUCUUGUUCUCCUAAUGCAGAGGUGCGUCAUUUCUUCUCUAAUGGAAAGCUGUGCCUGGCUUUAUUCUCUCUUUGUCCGCUGCCCAAGGGGGCAGAGAUUACAAUACCAUUUGAGCACUCUUUGCACGAGUACAAGAGUCACCUGACAUGUGCCUGCUCCCAGGACACCUGUGCUGUUGUCAAGUUUAACCUCCGAUGCCAGCAGCCUAACCACAAUUCACAAGACAAGCUGCACCAGCAGUUCUCAGCACCAUUACCAACUGCUGACGAUAGCAGUAACUCUGGACACCACCACCAUAAUAAGAUGUCACCUCUCCGAAUGGCCCUGCCUGGCCACAAUAGCUUCCAUGGGGACAGUGAUUCAGACAUUGAAAACAACCCAGAUCGAUCCCUCGAGGGUGAGAGCCAGCACAAAAAGCUCAGCAGAGAAGAAAGGAAACUUGAAGCCUUAGUAAAGCAAAUAGAGAAAAUGGAAAAGAAAGAAAAGAAAAGGCAACAGCCAACAAAAGACCAUAGACUUAUAACAAGGACUCCAUCUGAAGAAGGAAAGAUCUUGCAAAGGAGUAUAGGUCCAAAAAUCUCUAAGCGAAUGAAUCAUAAGCGAAGGUCCAACGGUGGGUCUGCAAUGAAGAAAAAACGCCCAAGAAUGUCGAGUUGUUCAUCCGAGCCUCACUCUGCAGAUGAAGCUAGCAGCUCUGCAUCAACACCCACAACACCUAAGACCGUCUCAACUAUUCCUGAAGAAGCAACUUCUGUCACACCCUCAACAUCCCCCAGUAGAAAUUUCCGUUUCCCCAAGACGAAGAUGAAGGAUGACAGCCAUGGCCAUCCUCUUAAACUUAUUAUCAAGACAGAAGGAGGAGAAUCAAAUGCUACAUCCUGUCUAAGCUCUCCUUGCAGUCCACGGGAAAGUGAAACUGAAACCAAGCCAACACCAAGCAUUGCAAGCAGCAACAGCGACAUUGCCAUGGAUGAGGAGGCUGAUGGUGGUAUGGUGGACGAGAUGGGUGGUUCCUCCAUGGAUGACCAUAGGUUUAUGUCCCUUGCUGGUCGACUUGCUGAGUUUAGUAGUGUUGCUAGCAGCGAAAGCAACACUCCUAGUCCAUGUCCAUCAACAUCAGCAUCACCUACCUGUUCUGAGAGCGUGAUGAAUGGCUACCCACCACUAGUGUCCAGUGGGCGGAGUCCUGGGCCGGCACCUGGGAGCCCACUCUCUGCGGUCUUGCAUGGUCCGCAAGCAUCCAGAUCUAGUCCGCUGUACUGCUCCCUCAAAAAGCGCUGGUUAUGUCAGUUCUUAUAUGGGUACAAUAUGCCAGAAAACAAACCACCAAAUGGCUUAAAGCAAAGGGUUCCUGUUUCACCAAUCAGUGGUAGCAAGAGCAGCACAAGAACAAUUAAGGAGCCCUUGCCAUUGAAGAAGAGACAUCUCAAGACUUUUCAGGACACCCCAGUCACAGAUAUGUGUUCAACAACAUCAUCUCUGGCAUCUACUAUCAGCUUUUCAACUGCACCAACAGUCAAUCAUGUGUCGAAUCGACCCUCAGAUUGUCCUUCUAGUGAACUCUUGUCUUCUCCACCAAAUAUAAGUACUUUGGUUAUUACUGCACCAAGCGUCAUAACAUCUGUGGCAUUACCGGAAGAAAAGCAGUCUUUGGUACAUGAUUUAACACCAAGUGAACACCAAACAAACUUAGCAGUAUCAGUCUGUGAACCGGGAAACUAUUCACAGUCAUUACUUGGCACUUAUUCUAGACAAUUAGACACGCGGACAGACCAGAUACAUGUGGAUGCGAAGCCUGAGUUAAGGACACCUCUUGUAACAGCUGAUAUCUCACCAGAGCAACCCUCUCCAAGAUCUGAACUUGAGAAAAGGGCUAUUUCGGAUUACCAGCCCUUGACUAUUAAUGCGAGCUAUCACAGAAGGCCCAGUGAACCGAGAAUAGUGAGUCCAGCUGGGAGCUCCUUGGCGUCACCUACCUCUAUAGCGACUAGUGUCAUUACGGGUGUCACUGGGUUGCAUCCUGUCACUGUGUCCCACCACCAGCCACUAAGUGUUAUUACUAGUCUGGUGUCGGCAUCUGUUAGCAGUACCACUGAUAUGCAAAAUUCUACCCCUGGAAAGAAAAAGGUUUCUUUGCUUGAGUAUCGCAAAAGGUCCCAGCAGCGUCUAUCUGGUGACAGCCCAAGGUCCACCACAGCCCCUUCAGUCGUCAACAGUAGCCUGUCACCUUCUUCCACACCCUCCAGCACACCCCUUAAGGGAACUUCAAGUAGCCCUUUACAAAACAUGUCAACCUCAAAUGUGGACUCCCAUACUGGUGUGAGCCAGAUAUCCACUGCAGGUGGAGUUAGCAGUACUAAUGGGCCUUGUCUUGAACCUGUCAGUCCAGACGAUGAUGAUAGCCAUAGUAAUGGUUCUUUUCGCUCCUCUAGUAGCCUGACGGCGACGUCAACCUUGCUGACUGGUAGUCCCAAGUUUGGGUCCCUUGCUACCGUGGAUCCUGUCCUUAGAAAACAGCUAGUUCAGAAGAACAAAGAGAUGCUCACAAGAAAGCAGGAAGGGAUCUCAAAAUUCAGCAAGCAGCUCUCAGCAAUUAUAUCAGAACAACUUCAGAAAGAUGCUAACUCAUCCCCUGGUAGCAACAGCACUAGGUCCCCGUCUACAGGGUCCCACUCUCCCAGCGUGCCUCCCCCACCCCCACCCCCACCGGAGCAGCCUGGUAAGCGUGAUGCCAUGGAUAUCGAGGACGAGGAGGGCCAGCCUAGUGGGUCUAAGAUUCUUGUCAAUACACCCAUCGCACCCACCCGCUUAGCGUUACCACAGCAACCGAUGAACCACGUGUCUGACUACGCCCAGGUUCAUUCACAGCAGCCGCCGCCAGAUUACCACCUCGCCUUGCACCAGCAACACCACCACCACCCUCACAGCCAGCCCUCCUUGCUGGCUCCUCUCAUCACUGUGCCGGGACAGCUUCCCACCCCCUCUCAGCCGCAAGGGACGCGCAUCAGCCAGCCCACCUACCUCAUGCCGCCGAACCAGGGCGUGCCCUCACACGUGGCAUACCCACCAUCCUAUGCGCGCAAACCACCCUCACAAGGCGCCAGCUAUUACAAGCAAUGACAGCGUAGACCAUAACCCAUUGUACAUAGUCAUUAUUAUACCUCGACUCUUGUAGAGUUUACUGUCAUUAGCAUUGUGGGUCCUUGUGCUUCUUGAUUUCUCAGACACUUUUAUCGAUACCGUUUGACCCCUCAAUUAGGGGUUUAGCCAAGGUUUUGGUUUAGGAUUAAUUGUAAAGAUGUUUUGCUGGAGGCGUUCGCAGGUUUGCGCCGCCCAGAUUGGUGUGAAUAAGGAGUGAUGGUUCAUAGUAAUAAUUGUAUCUUAAAGCGAUGUUUGACUGGAUUCAAUAAGUAUUGUAACUGGUUGCGUAGCAACCGUUACCGUGAGCCAGCGAAAAGGUUUCGCGAGGUCGAACUCUUUGCUUGGUCGAACUGUAUGCAGAAACCAACGGAACUCUUGCUACGCAGUCUAAAUGACAUAUUGUAGAGGUACACUUCGUGGUGUAUUCAGUCACAACCAGUCAGGCAUCAGAAGAAUGCUUUAUUUUUUGCAGUUAUACAUUGAAAGUGGCGGGGAGAUAAAAUAAGUUUAUUAAAGACAUUCGUAAAACAAGUCCCCUGUUAUAUAACCACACACCAUCCAAAAUUUACACCGUUGUAUUUUAAGAUGGUUGUAUAGUGUUCAAUAAAUGUACAUGCCGUAUACCGGCUAUUUUA
Nematostella vectensis (starlet sea anemone) is the source of this 6357-nucleotide messenger RNA. RefSeq names its product inactive histone-lysine N-methyltransferase 2E. Gene Ontology annotation, molecular function: protein binding. Bases 1568 to 5701 code for a protein of 1377 amino acids. NCBI's taxonomy places the organism in Eukaryota, Metazoa, Cnidaria, Anthozoa, Actiniaria, Edwardsiidae. The transcript is spliced from 24 exons. The record is from RefSeq and is a predicted model, not a curated record.